GGGGGAAUGCUGAGCGCGCGCGAGAACAAUAAUAAGAUCGUGUUUGCGGUCGCUGCCCGAGGAGGAAUUCGGAGGAGGCGCGAGGCCCGGAGCUCGCACGGAACCCAGAAGCUCGGCGGGGAGGCGGCGGCUGCAUGAGGCUGGCGACGCGGCUCCUGUGAGCAGCGCGCGGCGGUAGCGGCGGCGUCGGGACUCGGCGCGGCCGGACGCGGGCUCCCAUCCCCCGCAGCCGGGCGGGGAUCUGCGGGGCCUGCGGUGCCCCCCGCCCACCGCUCGCCUCGGCCACUGCCUCGCCGCUCUCCCUCGUCGGAGCGGCCGCUCGAGCGUUCGGCUCGAGGCCCCGCGGGGAGCGCGGCGCGGUUCCGUCGUCCCGCGGAGGGGCGGCCUCCCAGCAUCUUCGCGGCGGCCAAGGACCGGCGAGCAGGAGAACGACCGGGAUGGCGCGUCCGCGGCCCCGCGAGUACAAAGCGGGAGACCUGGUCUUCGCCAAGAUGAAGGGCUACCCGCACUGGCCCGCCCGGAUUGAUGAACUCCCAGAGGGAGCUGUGAAGCCUCCAGCAAACAAGUACCCUAUCUUCUUUUUUGGUACCCAUGAAACUGCAUUUCUAGGUCCUAAAGACCUUUUCCCAUAUAAGGAAUACAAAGACAAGUUUGGAAAGUCAAACAAACGGAAAGGAUUUAAUGAAGGAUUAUGGGAAAUUGAAAAUAAUCCAGGAGUGAAAUUUACUGGGUACCAGACAAUUCAGCAACAGAGCUCUUCAGAAACUGAGGGAGAAGGUGGAAAUACUGCAGAUGCAAGCAGUGAGGAAGAAGGUGAUAGAGUAGAAGAUGGAAAAGGCAAAAGAAAGAAUGAAAAAGGAGGCUCAAAACGGAAAAAGUCCUACACGUCAAAGAAGUCUUCUAAACAGUCCCGGAAAUCUCCAGGAGACGAAGAUGAUAAAGACUGCAAAGAAGAGGAGAACAAAAGCAGCUCUGAGGGCGGAGACGCUGGCAAUGACACGAGAAACACGACUGCAGACUUGCAGAAAGCCGGUGAAGGGACCUAACUACCGUAAUGAAUGCUGCAUAUUGAGAGACACCACAAGAAGGUUAACUGUUUGAUUGUCUAAUUCUUGGAUUUGGAUUUGAUAUGAACCAACGGUCUUUGUUGUCAUUGACAGAGCCCCAGUAUGUGUGUGCAUUAGUCACAUUCCUCUCUGUUCUGUUGAAGGAAAAAGAGACAUUUUAACCCUUUUAAGGUUGACUUUAUUUUAUGUUAUUUGGUUGCAUGAAGUUGCCCUUAAUCACUAAGAAUGAUGAAGAUUUUGCAGACUUCUCUGUGUCUAGGCUCCUUUUCCAAGUCAUCAGCUUCCUGCCUCUCUCCCACCAUCAUCAGAUACUCAGCUAAACAGUAAUUCAUAUUGUUAGGUGACUGCUCAACAUAAUACUUCAGGAUGGGAUUUUCUUUGUAGCAGAACCCAAGAACCAACUCCUAGAUACAUACUGUUGGUGUAUUGGAGAUGAAGUUAGAGUCAUCUUUCAGUUUUAAGGCCAUGUGUAAAGUUUAACCAUAUGUACAAUACCUAUUCUGUAUUAGAAAUAGCUAGUUGAAACUUAAUACUUCUCAAAACUCAUGUUCCUGUGUCCACAAACUAAGUUUAUAUGUGAACUUACUGAGUCUUUUUGUGUCAUACCAAAAUAAAGCAAGGACUUAUUUUUUUUCCCAAAGCCAAUACAAUUUGAGCCAAUCCCUCAAGAUGGUCACUUUACACUGAAAGCUGAGCUCAGCAGGAGCACUGUGGGAAACAAAGCAUUGACUCUUGAGUACAGAGUUUAAAAUAGACUUUUCUUUUAGAACUAGAAUUAGAGUAGUUAACGUUCAUCCGCCAACCAUUGUUACGUGUGCAUUACUGUCGCUCUUGUGGUGAUAGAGUCUUAUUUAUUUUUAUGCCAGCUUAUACUGUGAGAACUCAUUAGUCAGUUUGGGUCUCAUCAACCCUGCUAUGCUUGUCCUUGGAAGAUCUUUUGUGUGUGUUUGAGGUUUGUAGCUGAGAAGUUUACUGUAAAAAAAAAAAAUCAAAAACAAAAAAAUGUAUUGUUUUUACAGAAUAAAUUUAUUGGAAUGUGUACUGGGAGUAAGGUUUGAGGUUAUAAACAGCCGAGUUAGUGUUAUUUGGCUUCAUAUGUGUAAUGUGAAGUAUUAAUGUGUUUCUUGUAUUAUAGCAAAGAUUGACAGCAAAUUGACAUUAGAAUUAAGUGCAGGUGAAAAUUUUAUUUUUUCUAUCAUGUUUCUUUUUAAGUAUUCUGGAUGUUAGGUUAAGUGAAAGCCGUGGGGGGACAGGAGGGAGCAACAGCAGGAGCUGCAGCAGCAGGGGCUGUCUGCACGUCUGCGACAGCCCAGCUCAGGGGACCCUGCAUUUACACACAGCCUUCCGUGCAUCCAGUUUGCUUUUGGUGUUCUUACUGUGUUGAAGAACUAAUGAACGUGAAGAGAAAAUAGAAGAAGACCUAAGAGCCCAGUGUCGUUGUGAAGAUGGAGGUGAUGUGGGGCUCUGGAUGCACUGGUCUACUCACCCCUCCCUCCAGGACAUCACUGUCCUUUGGGCUUGCUCCUGCCGGUUAGCAAUCAGUGGUCCCCUGUUGUGCUCACGCAGUUCCAUGUAUGGAAAAUUCAUUAAGAGACAGGCUGUUAAGUCAGGGUUUUUUCUUUAAAAGGUACUUUUUAAUUUUAAAUAUUUUAGUUUAAAAUAAUGAAAUUUGACAAAAGAUCUCUUCAUUAUCAUGCAAAACAUAUGGAGAAUGUAGAUAGCAUUUUUAAAUUGGAACAUAUAACAAAGGUUUUUUUGUUUGUUUGUUUGUUUGAGGCAGGGUUUCUCUGUGUAGCCCUGAUUAUCCUGGAACUCACUCUGUAGACCAGGCUAGCCUGGAACUCAAAAGAUCAGCCUGUCUCUGAAUCCCAAGUGCAAGGAUUAAAGGCGUGUGCUACCACUACCUGGCACAGAUUUCUUAAAUAAAAAGUUCAAAAUUUGUCAUGAAAAUGUAUAUAUAAAAUGCUUCAAAAUUAAUAAAGUUUAUCUUCAUAAACACCAAAAAUAAUUUUAUUGAAGGUAUACACAGUAUUGAAGGUAUACACAGAAACACAAGAGAAAUAUUAUCAACCAAUAAAACAAGUGUUCAUUAAGGCAACUAAUAAAGUUGAUUUGUGUCAUCUUAGCUAUUCAAAUUCACAAUAGAAGUUUUGACAGCAAUUUUUAAAAUGGCAAUAAAUAAUAUGCUUUCCUUGUGAAAACACUUGAAUCAAUUUAAAAAUAUUGUGAUGAUCUGGCAUUUAUAUUAAGAUUGUCAACAACUCAUACAUUUCAUAUGAAGCCAUUUCUCCAACCUGCAAUUGCUGUUUUGAAUUAUUUCUUAUGCAUAGUAUGGUUAGUUACUUCUGAAUAGUUUCAUUUUUAUGCUUUUUGUAGGCACUAGAGUUGUAAUUUUCACACAUACUAUGUGCAAACAAUGCUAAAAUCAAUGGUCACAUUCAUAGACAAAUGGUGAUAUAUUUCCUUAAAAAAGCUGUUUCUCAACUUUAAUUUUCUUUCAAAACUGAGAAUAUACCCAGAUACUACCCUUAGUUUCACUCACAUGUAUGCUGCAGAACAAGUGUGUUCUUGUGAGUAUUCCUGUAUGGAGGGGAUAAAGGAGAGCGCCAGUCCCAUUAACAGGUCAGAGAGAACUGUGAGGUAUGUUUGUUUAUUCCAACUUCUCAUCUGCCUUAGUUCUUAGGAAGAACUCGGGAUUGUAGGUACAACGGUAGGCCAAGAGCUGAGGAAGAACUCCAUAUGCUAUGUUUAGUGCUAGAAAAAAGAUUUUCGCUUCUUCGGGGACUCUGUAGACAUAAGCAGUUCUAGCAUGAAGGGACGCACCAAUGUGAGAAAACUGAGCCUGUUUAUAUUAAAACAAAACAAAAAAACAGUAAGGAUGAGCUCUGUUCACUUGGAUUAAUGAUGAAUUCUGAGUGUCUCAUUCAGACCAUGUGCCCUCAAAACCUGUCUUAAAGGCAAAAUACCUUUAGGUAAUCCAGUCUUAAUAUAUAAUCUUUCACUAAAUUUAAGGUUGUUCUUGAUAUAAGUAUUCAAAUAAUGUAUCCUUCUUAAAGUGUGAUUUUAUUAUUCCAGUUGUGUAUUUUUAACCUAUCCUGUGCCAAAUAACAAACAAUACUGGCUCAAUUCAACAACAACAACAACAAAAUCUCCCCCUCUUUCUAAUUUGAAUCUUAGGAACACUAACUAUAUAGACACUCAGCAAGGUCUCACAAAUUGGGUUUGAAUUACAAAUGAAGUUGGGUUUUAACAUUUAAGCUGUAAUUAGUAUGAGGAGCUACUUUAGAGAGAAGCACUAAGGGUCUCAGACCAACCACUGGAUGCCAGAGCUCAGAGACCAUCACAUGUACUGCUUAUUCAUCCGUGUGUUUGGUUUUAUGUAACUUAAUAGCACUAUGAUUGUUUGUAAGGUAAGCUUGUUAAUAGCUUGGCUGUGGAUAGCAAUAUGAUUAUAAAAUGGCAAAUAUAUACACAGGCAGCCUUUCCAAAUCAGACUGAAAUCUACUUAGAAUUGUGACUGGUCAGCAUGUUUGAAGUUUCAGAACAGAACAGCAAGGGCUCCCUCUGUUUACAUGGGAUAGUUUAUAAACUAUUCAGAAUGUGCCAGUUGAAUUUUGCUUGGCUCAUUUGUUUUUUGUACUUUUCAUAAGCACAGAGAAAAACUAUUAGAAAAGUAAUACAGGCCAUAGCAGAAUUGAAAACCGACAGAGUAUUUUUCUCAGAAAACUUGUUAUUAUAAAAUGCAAACCCCAAGUCUGCACUUUUAUGUUUGCCUGAAAUUCAAGAUACACAGAAAUAAAGACUAAAGAUUUAAAUGUAGUUAAAUGGCAGAUUAUCAGUAUACUAUGAUCAAAGUGAGACGAUAAAGGAUCCUGCAAUCUAAAGAGACAGAAGUAACAGUGAAUCACUAGAGAGUGUGUUCUUAAUGUAUUGUUACCUUAUAUGUCCUUCCAUAUGAUCAAUUGAGAGUGCUAAGUGCUAACAGAUAAAAGUGCUACUUGGCAUUUGAUGUGACCUUGGCAAAGAAAAGAGCAUGUUUAGGAAUUUGUAUAAAUGGCAGAUAUUUUAAUGGGCUACAAUUUAUAAAUUACUGAUAUAUUCCGGAUACUUUUACUACUCUGGAAAUAAAAAUUAAAUUCCUGAUGUGUGUUGACAAGGACCAACAAGUGGCUUACCCACACUGUGAUUCUCCUCGGGCACUGAGAAGGUUCUGCCCGCAGACACACUCCCUAGGGCACAAAGCCAAAGGCCCAGCAAAUGAGUGCAUCUCAAGGCUACACAGACAGAGUCCUUGAGAAUAAAGGGCACUUUGGAAGCUGCCCAGAAGAGACACUGCUGUGAACAGUCUGGGGACUCUGGCAGAAGCCUUGACUCCUGACACUUGUUCUCUGGGCCCUGCUUUAGCUGUUUUUUUGAACAUACAACAAUUUUCUUCUGGACUAGAGGCCAGUUUUGAACCCUGGUUUUGUCAGACUUGUGGGUUUAGUGAUUCUAUCCUUAGAGAUUAUUGUGCUCAUCAUAAAAUGACAGAAAAAUACUACCCACAAUUCCCAAGAAUAAGUAACAUGAGCAGCUGGGUGUACCUAUAUAGGUAAACCUGUAUGAAAGGUCAGUGAUUGUGUGGGCCCUUCUCUGCACUGAACAGUGCAGUUAAUACCUCAUUCUCGUGAACAGGAAGGUCAUGACAACAUUCAAAAAAAUGAUGCGUCCUUAGAUUAGAUUGUACGCCCACUGGGCAGAUACUGUGUCUAAUGUUUUGUGUGGCACCUAUCACGUUGUUAGAGUUCAAUAAACAUUCAAC
Molecule: messenger RNA, 5868 nt
Organism: Mus musculus (house mouse)
Lineage: Eukaryota; Metazoa; Chordata; Mammalia; Rodentia; Muridae
Gene: Hdgfl3
Product: HDGF like 3
Exons: 6
Coding region: 438-1046 (202 amino acids)
Cellular component (GO): nucleoplasm; nucleus
Source: RefSeq, marked validated